Molecule: messenger RNA, 1365 nt
Organism: Phragmites australis (common reed)
Lineage: Eukaryota; Viridiplantae; Streptophyta; Magnoliopsida; Poales; Poaceae
Exons: 2
Coding region: 444-878 (144 amino acids)
Source: RefSeq, a predicted model, not a curated record
ACUUUAUGAUUCUACUGUAGGAAGUAUCCCACCUCAUUUACAAGUUUGUAAAAUUUACGGUUUACAAAUCGUCAACACAAACACACUCCCAAAUGUUGGUAUCAGCUCUAACCAAAAUCCAAGUACCAUUGUAAGCUUGUAGCAUCUUGUUUAAUACCCUGGCCUUUAUAUUUACUGGCACCAUGCCUUUCCAGUUCAGCCAGCUGCUGCUGCUGUCUCUGCUCAUCUGCCAUCAGCCACUGACUACCUGAGCCAUUACUGCCAAACUGCUACUGCUACGAAAUACUUGGUGAUCCAUGGCCUGCCUGUUCUUAGGUGCAAGUGGCCUUUGAGCUUUGGAUCCAUGGAGGUGUUGCAUUGCCCAUGACCUGCUCUUCCUCUGACCAUUUGUACAGUGGCAAAUCUGGUAAUUCCUCUGUUGGUGAUUUUUCGGCUGGUGCGAGAUGACGAAGAAGAGUUGUUAUGCGAGGGCUACGUGUGAUCCUCACCGUGAUCAACACAAGAUCGCGGGAGAAGCAAAUCCAGCAAUGAAGCAUGGACAGAGCAGCGGUUCAGGACCCCAAGCUCCUGCGAAGAAGACAUGGAAGAGGUACCUGACGUUCCUGACAAAGUUUCAGAGCAAGAUGAAGCACAGGAGAGCACCGGACGCCAAGGCGCCAAACGGCUUCAAGCAGAGGAACCCAAGGCGCUCCUCCGGCCCAGUGCUCGAAGAAUGCAGCAACCUGGUUCGCGUGGUCCGGCGCACGGCGGCAGGCUGCUUCGCGGCGGUGAUGGCGUCAGGCGGCGGUGAGGACGAGCUGCCUUCUUACGUGCAGCUUGACCAGGUGAGGUACGGAGUGAAGAGGGAGGCCUUUGGUCCGAUCUACCUGGUCACAUAGACGGUUUGACUGUCAAGUGCUUGUGCUUCUUCUUCAGGUGUCAUGGCAAUCUUCUUGGUUGCCAACCAAGACCUCUUCAGAAAUUAUGCUGCCUUUGUCAACACAAAGCGCGUAACUUUCACGUUAAACCUAGUUGAAUAACGUGUUACCACCAUUUCUUUAUCUUCCUCGCCCAAGACUCGGAUCUUGCAAUAGCAUCAAGAUUGUCGGCGAUCUCGAUAAACGUGUAAGAUUUGCACAUCGGUAGCGUUGUUUCUUAUUGGGCGAAAAUCAAAAGAGAAUCAUCUGUAUUCAGCAUUGCCCGGCGGCGUUAUCCGUCGGUGUAUGCUCACCGUAGUAACCAAGGUGAGGAGCGACGUGUGACGGUGACAUCGCGGCCGGUGGUCAAGUUUUUCUUUUUCUUUUGAGAGGGGCCGGUGGUCAAGUUUUUCUUUUUCUUUUGAGAGGGGCCGGUGCUCAUCUGGGCCGGGCCAAACUGCACUUCUAA